GGUGUAACUGGUUGAACGAGUGCUCCGGAGUCUGCCGCCCACGUUAAUGCUGCCCAGCCGCGGGAGAGCUGAGAGUCCGUAGCAGCCACGGUGAGCGUGUGGGCAGAAGCUGCAGCCCGCAGGCACCGCUCACCGAUGGGGACCGCCAGGGGCCGUGGCCUGGUCAUUCGGUGGGGUCGACCUGGCCCCUCUAGGGUAGAGCAUCAUUACUGCCCAGGCCAGAGGCGCACCGGCUGCAUGAAACAUGGGAGGAAAGGGAUGGUGUUGGCCGUGCUGCUGCUGGUGCUGAUCCUGGCCAUAUCGUUGGGCUUGUACUUUGGCCUGAGGCCUGAUGAAUCGCGGGUCCAUUCAUACGCCAAUGCGGCCGUUGCUGCCGACGCGACCGUGUGCUCGGUGAUCGGCAGGGACCUUCUACUGCAGGGAGCAUCAGCUGUGGACGCUGCCAUCGGUAGCCUGCUGUGUGACGGGCUGGUUAACGCACACAGUAUGGGCAUUGGGGGAGGCUUCUUCAUGACCAUCUACAAUGCACAGACAGGAAAAGUAGACGUAAUUAAUUCCAGAGAAGUGGCCCCAGAAAAUGCAUCGAGAGAUAUGUUUGUUAACGAGACUGAUGACCUGUCUCGUAAAGGGGGGUUAUCGGUUGCCGUUCCCGGUGAAAUCAGAGGAUUCCAACUCGCUCAUCAACAGCACGGGAAGUUACCUUGGAAACAGUUAUUUGCUCCAAGUAUCAAACUUGCCAAAGAAGGAUUUCCACUUGGCCGCGCUCUGGCCAAUGCCAUAAAACAAUAUAAGGUGGACAUUGAGAAAAACGCAUCGUUAUGUGAGGUGUUUUGUAACUCCAAUGGCACCAUCCUCCACGAACACGACAUCAUCAAGUUCCCUAAACUAGCCCGAACCUACCAGAUCCUGGCGGAUGAAGGAGCCGAUGCGUUUUACAAUGGAUCCUUGUCCCAGCAGAUUGUGGAUGACAUCAGGAACGCAGGUGGCAUUGUAACACUUGAUGACCUGAGGAACUACACGCCUCGACUGUCCGAGAAUCCAGUCAACCUGUCGCUGGGCGAUUACAGGCUGCUGGUGCCCAACGCUCCGUCUAGUGGGCUGGUGCUCGGCUUGAUUCUCAACAUCCUGAAGGGUUACAACUUCACUUCAGACAGUGUCUCCACGGUGGAACGGAAAGCCCUGACUUAUCACCGAAUUAUCGAAGCGUUUAAGUUUGCGUACGCUAAGAGGAGCAUGUUGGGAGACCCUCGAUUUGUCAACAUCACUCGGCUUAUCGCCAAUAUGACCUCGGACCACUUUGCAGCGAGGCUUUUGGCCAAGAUCACAGACAACACAACGCACUCCAUCAGUUACUACGAACCCGAGUUCUACACGGGUGACAACCACGGCACCGCACACAUCUCCCUGGUGGCCGAGGACGGAAGUGCGGUGUCAGUAACCAGCACCAUUAACCAGUACUUUGGAUCAAAUGUGAGGUCGUUUGCCAACGGCAUCAUCUUCAAUGAUGAAAUGGAUGACUUCUCUUCCCCGGGCAUUCUGAAUGGUUUUGACGUUCCACCUUCCAAAGCCAACUUCAUCGCACCAGGCAAGACACCCCUGUCCUCUAUGUGCCCUGCUAUAAUCCUCAAUAAAGACAACUCUGUGAAGAUGGUAGUGGGAGCCUCUGGAGGGACUAAGAUCACCACGGCAACGGCUCUGGUGAUAAUAAACACACUGUGGUUUAAUUACAAUGUGAAGCAAGCUGUGACUGAACCAAGAUUUCACAAUCAACUUUUCCCCAACGUGACAAUGGUUGAGAAGGCAAUGGAGGAGGGUGUAAAGCUGGGCUUGAUAAAGAGGCAUCACACGCUGGAGGAGGUGACCAAGCCCACGUCAGGAGGUGUGGUCCAGGCCAUAGUUCGCAGCAGAGGGAGGUGGACAGCUGAGUCCGACUAUCGAAAAGGAGGAAAGCCUGCAGGUUACUGAGGAGCCUGUACAUUCGCCCAACCCUGAUCGGCUGGUCCCUGCAAUCUGCACACAGGUGGAGGAGUGAGAUGGGCAGGAGCCCCCUACAUCAAUCCAAUCAGCACCUACGUCCUUCAAUCCAGCAUCCACAUUAGCCCGGCUUGUCCAGACCCGUCCAGCUGAAGCACCAACGUCGCUUGCAAAUAUUACUGCUGCUGCAGCGCUGGAGAUACCUUGAGCUGGGGAGGGAAUAAGCCUCAGGAAUAUAAAACGUGCCUUCAGUUCUCAUGGCCAAACACAGCGGGGUGAACAUCUUGUUGCUGGCUGCCUUUAACGGGACUGUGUUUGAAUCAUGCCCGACUUUCCAAACCCAUUCCAUUCUAUAGGGUGAUUUCACGAAAGGUCACUGGAGCGUAGAUCCGCACCCACGU
Messenger RNA from Amblyraja radiata (thorny skate), 2375 nucleotides. It is a transcript of the gene ggt1a, whose product is annotated as gamma-glutamyltransferase 1a. Gene Ontology annotation, cellular component: plasma membrane. Gene Ontology annotation, molecular function: glutathione gamma-glutamate hydrolase. The record is from RefSeq and is a predicted model, not a curated record. The transcript has 13 exons. NCBI's taxonomy places the organism in Eukaryota, Metazoa, Chordata, Chondrichthyes, Rajiformes, Rajidae. Gene Ontology annotation, biological process: peptide modification; regulation of inflammatory response; glutathione catabolic process. The coding region runs from base 136 to 1965 and encodes 609 amino acids.